CCGGUACAACCACCCAGAGGAGGAAGAUGAGGAAGAUGAGGAAGAUGAGGAGGGGUUGCGCGUAAAGAAUAGACCUCACGUCACGUGACCAGCUGACUCCCAAAGCCAUCAUUGAGGAAUAAAAGGCACAUAUUCAUCCGAAGAGCUGCACAUCCAUUCCUUUCUGAGGGCUCGUGGUUGUUGUUUCUCUUUUUUGUUUAAUGCGGAUGAAAUCAUAGGAUGCUGCUGAAGCCAUCGGAAGGACUGUAGCGAUAUUCUGGGACUAAAAAAAGGAGUUUUGUUUUACAGGCAGCUGAGAUUGAAGUUUGAGUGUCCACUUGCAAGUGGAAGACCGAUACUGCAACGUGACCAUGGCUGAAAACAACUUCCCUCCCCUGCCUCGAUUCAUCCCCCUCAAGCCCUGCUUUUACCAGGACUUCAAUGAGAUCCCGGACGGGCAUCGCAGCAUGUGCAAGAGGCUCUACUACCUGUGGAUCUUGAAUUCCGUCACGCUAGCUGUCAAUCUGAUCGGCUGCCUGGCGUGGAUGUGUGGAGGCGGAGGACCCGCAAACUUUGGCAUGGCCAUCCUGUGGCUCAUCCUCUUCACCCCUUGUUCCUACGUGUGCUGGUUCAGGCCCAUCUACAAGGCCUUCAAGACUGACAGCUCCUUCAACUUCAUGGCGUUUUUCUUCGUCUUCAUGGCCCAGGUGGUGAUCAGUAUUAUCCAGACUGUUGGCAUCCCUGGUUGGGGAGUGUGCGGCUGGCUGGCUACCAUCACCUUCUUCAGCACCAACGUCGGCUCGGCGGUGGUGAUGCUGAUUCCCACCAUCAUGUUCACUGCAGUGGCCGUGCUCUCCUUCAUCGCCCUCACAAAGGUUCACAACUUCUACCGCGGGAGCGGUGGCAGCCUGGGUAAAGCCCAGGAGGAGUGGACUACCGGGGCCUGGAAGAACCCACACGUCCAGCAGGCGGCCCAGCAGGCGGCCAUGGGGGCGGCGCAGGGAGCCAUGCAGCAGGGAGCCAUGCAGCAGAACGAGUACUCGGCAGCGCCCACCUACAACUACGACGACCCGAUGUAGGACAGACGAGCGAGACAGGCAGCAGCAGGAGAGCUAAAAAAGGGAUGGAUCUAGAACACAACUCAGAAUUAGGUGCCCUUUAUUCUGACACAGAAAAACACAGAGACAAAAAGUAUUGGUAAAUCUGACCAUUUUAGUCAGCUCACACUUAAAUAAACAAUCAGUCAUUAAAGCCUAAUAUUGUUUUUGUGGUUUGAUAUUUGCUGGUCGGCAUGUAAACUUCCAACAGUCACAUAAUACGGCCAAAGGCACUGAGCUGCAUCGUUUAUUCAGGUAGAUCCAUGUCGUCUGCAGAGACACCGAGCCUCUCAUGUGUCCCUUCUCUCAUUUUAUGACCCCUUAUCUUUUCCUAAAGGUACCGUGAUGGUUAUGUUGUUGUGUGUGUUUAAAACCUUGAAGUUCACCAAAUGCUGAUAUUAAUUUUACCAGUGAAGCGCCUCUUUGUUUGUCAAGAUAAGUCGCACAUUAAAUAAUCAGCAGGAAAACAUUUGAGAAGAAGUUCCCAUUCAGAGCAGACAUUAGCAGCUAGUUAGCUUAGCUUAAGAACUUGAGAAAAAGCCCAACCUGGUUUUGCUCCAGUAAAAUAAAAUAAAAUAAAAUCCACCCAGCAGUCCAACAUUUUAUAUGUCACUGAUAACCAAAGAGGUUUUUGGUGGCAGCUUUAGACCAAAUAACGUUAGCUUUUGUCCUGUUUUCAGUCUUUAAAUUAGACUACACUAACUGGCCUCUGGAGGUAGAUUUAUAUUACGAUUUAAUUAAAUGUUGAAAGAUAUAAAUGACAAAACAACAAAAAUAAGAUAAAAAACAGCACCCUUCCAUUAGCAGGAUGCUGGCUUAUCUUAGCAUAAGGGGAAAGACCAGUUUGUUUCUGUCCGAAUAAAUAAAUAAAUAAAUAAAUAAGUCACCCAAGACGGCCAAUUAAUCAACAUUAGGUAAAUAAUGAUAACCUGUAUUAGCUUCUCUUGUGCUAAGCUAGGCUAGGUGGCUUCUGGUGAUGGAUUCGUUUUUACUGUAAAGAAAAUGGUGUUAUGGUACUAAAUUUACAACAUGCAAUAAUUAAAAUCCUGAUAAUUAGUUAAAGUUAAACUACAUUGUUUUACAUUCUCAUAAAAGGUUAAACGGCUGUUUUAAUGCCUGCACAUCAUCAGUGUCUGGGUUUAGAAAAUCCUUUUAUUGCCCAGUUUCAGAUACUAAUCACGUAAAGUCAUGCCGGUUGCACGUCAUACAGGACCCCCCCCCCCCCCCCCCCCCCCCCCCAGUUCAACCAUAUAUUUUUAACUUACCCCAAUAAAGCACAUGCUUUGAGACGUUAGCGUUUGUUGGAUGUAAAGAGAACCAAAACACAGAGAAGACAAACAGUAAAUAAUGUUGUAGAUGGUUGUAACAUUGUAAGGAGUGAUGACCCCCCCCCAGGCCUCAGAGUCGUGUUUCAUUCUGUGGGUGUUGGUGUUAUUUCAUGGAUCCGUGUAACAUAUAUAAUAUACUAUAUAGAAUAUUAAAUUGAAGCCAUUUAUUUAAUUUCUGGGUGAAAUCCAUCAAGAUGACACUUGUGUGUAGCCCUGGCGAACCCCGGUGUCUUGAGCAGCCAGAAAGAUUUGUUCCUCGUGUAACUGCAAGUUUUCUUUGAAAACGUUUUCAACAUUCAGUAGAUGGAUAUUACAGUAAAAUCAGUGUUAGACUUGACAAAGAUGUGAAGAUACAUGUUCGAAUGCUCGUUAUUUCAAAACAAUCUGUGAGUCGUCUUGUCCGAUUGUGCCGAUGUGGUUUUCGAUAUGAUGUUUGUUGUUUUACUUAUCAGUUUGUUUGUUUUUUAACAUUUUGGACCAAAUUCUGGUUUUCUGUGUAUUUUGUAAGAGGAGUGAAUGGGUCUGAAGCAAAUGUUUAGUUUUUCGUGUCCUUCCAUGUGAUGUUUUUCAUUCCUCUAGUUUCUUUAAAGACUUGUUUUGUGUAGUUUGUGCCGGGUUACCCGCCGAAGGUCAAACUAAUCCACGGUGCAGCAAAACUGACAUGAGGGGAUUUUAAAGUUGUGGAACAUUUUCACCAGCAGAUGUAAAUACUGCAGUUAUAACCCUGAAACCGACACUAAACACCUGCUCGCCUGCACGCUGAUCGUCUCUACUCGUCAGCUGUAGAGGUUUGUUUUAUUUUUAGACAUGAACGAAGCCUUCUGAAGCUUCUUUGUUCAUGUUCUCAUGGUGAACCUUCUGCCACAUGUGCACGCCGCCAUCCCGUGAUCAUGGAGAUGUCAGCUGACAUCAUGGCGUGGUCGGAUCAGUGCAGGUCAAACGUUAUGCUUCAUGUCGCUGUAUCGAAGCUCCUGAGAGACAUUUCCCAUCAUUGCACCUUCCACAUGCACUGUUCUGUAUGUUGUAUGAAAUGUAUUAUCAUGUACUAUAUCAUAGUAGUUAUAAAUAUAAAAUUACUGGAAGUAAAUAUUUGCCGUGUAUAAACACGUUCAAUCAGAUUCUGCUCUUCUGAGGUGAAUGAAGUGUUUGAGGGGGCUGUGUCUCCAUGAGUUGCAUAAAUGAGGAAUACUUUUUUGUGUAUUACUUUUGUAUUAUUUGGUCUUAUCCUAAUAGAUAUUAAAUAGUUCUUGUUGCA
Cololabis saira (Pacific saury) is the source of this 3659-nucleotide messenger RNA. It is a transcript of the gene scamp5a, whose product is annotated as secretory carrier membrane protein 5a. Lineage: Eukaryota; Metazoa; Chordata; Actinopteri; Beloniformes; Belonidae. The transcript is spliced from 7 exons. The record is from RefSeq and is a predicted model, not a curated record. Gene Ontology annotation, cellular component: recycling endosome membrane; trans-Golgi network membrane. Gene Ontology annotation, biological process: protein transport. Bases 351 to 1058 code for a protein of 235 amino acids.